Empidonax traillii (willow flycatcher) is the source of this 3768-nucleotide messenger RNA. It is a transcript of the gene RGS3, whose product is annotated as regulator of G protein signaling 3. Gene Ontology annotation, cellular component: nucleus; plasma membrane. Gene Ontology annotation, molecular function: protein binding. Gene Ontology annotation, biological process: signal transduction. Lineage: Eukaryota; Metazoa; Chordata; Aves; Passeriformes; Tyrannidae. The transcript is spliced from 24 exons. The coding region runs from base 251 to 3286 and encodes 1011 amino acids. The record is from RefSeq and is a predicted model, not a curated record.
GGAAGUUAGGAGGAGUUGACUCUUUGCUGUUGGGAGCCAGGGGAGGACGGGGCCGCCAUCUCUUCCCAGCUUACAAUUUAAUUUGUGACUUCCCACGUUGGAUCUCUGCUCCCUUGGGACGUUUAUACACUGGUUUGGUUUUAUUUCCCCCCCCCUCUCCUUUACAGUGGUGCCACAGCCAAAGGCUGGUGGCAGCUGAAUCAGAGCCUGGGCACAGGAGGCUGGUGCUUGGAGAGGAUCCUGAGCCUGCAUGGAGCAGCUGGGAGAGCCAGGGCUCACACGGACAGGGCAGAGGCCCCCAUUGCAGGAGCUGGAGGAUCUGCCAGCCAUGAGGAAGGGGCCAUGUGGGGCUGGACAACCCUCCCUGCGGGUUUCGAGGGCACCAUCAGGGGGCAGGAGGAGGAUCAGCCAUGCGAGAGUGAAAGGGAAAGGCCAGCUGAAGUUGUCCAUCGAGGUGCGGGGCCGGACGCUGGUGCUGCACGUCAUGGAAGCCAAAGGUCUGAUGGGAAGCGAGUGCCGUGCGUGUGACUCCUACGUGAAGAUGUCCAUCGUGCCAGAUGCUGACUGGAAGUGCAGGCAAAAGACGAAGACGGUGCCGGACAGCAAAAAUCCCGUCUUCCAGGAGCACUUUGUUUUCCCAGUGCAGGAGGAGGAUGAGCAGAAGCGUCUCCUGGUCACAGUCUGGAACAGAGAGAGAAAUUCCAGACAGAGUGAACUGAUUGGCUGCAUGAGCUUUGGUGUGAAGUCCCUCCUGUCCCUGGACAAGGAGAUCAGUGGCUGGUACUACCUCCUCGGGGAGGACCUGGGCAGGACCAAGCACCUGAAGGUGGCCAUGAGGCGGCUGAAGCAGAGCACAGGGCCGGUCCUGGGAAGUCAGAGUGCAGCUGAGGAGAGCCAGGAUGCUGUGACCCUGAAGCAGCUGAAGAUCACGAUCCCUCGAGGGAGUGAUGGCUUUGGUUUCACCAUCUGCUGUGACUCCCCAGUCCGUGUGCAGGCCGUGGACUCCGGUGGCCCAGCAGAGAAGGCAGGUCUGCAGCAGCUGGACACGGUGCUGCAGCUGAACGAGCAGCCUGUGGAGCACUGGAAGUGUGUGGAGCUGGCACACGAAAUCCGGAACUGCCCCAGCGAGAUCAUCCUCCUGGUGUGGAGGCUGGUCCCGCAGGUGAAGGCAGGCCACGAGGGGAUGAUCCGCAGGUCCUCCUGCAAGUCCGCCUACGACCUGCAGUGCCCCCCGCACAAGCGGGAGAAGAACAGCGCGGGGCCCCCCCCGGGCGAGCAGCGCCGCAGCUGCCACGUCCUGUACGACAGCAGCGAGGGGCUGCUGCUCAACGGCUGGGACAGGUACACAGAGCUGGGCAAGAGGGGCCAGAACACCCUGCCAGCCCUGUCCCGGGUACCCUCGGCCGCCGACCAGAACUACAUCAUCCUGACGCCCCUGAACCCGGGCAGCCAGCUGCUGAGGCCUGUCUAUCAAGAGGACAACACCACUGGGGGGAAUGCUCCUAAAGGCAAAUCCCACACGGGAUCUGGGAGGAAAUCCAGGCUGAUGAAGACCGUGCAGUCCAUGAAGAGCCACGGGAACUACCAGAACUGCACCAUAGUGAGGCCCCACAUCCCACACUCCUACGGCACCUACGUCACCCUGGCCCCCAAAGUGCUGGUGUUCCCCAUCUUUGUGCAGCCCCUCGAUCUUUGCAACCCAGCCCGGACUCUGCUUCUGUCAGAGGAGCUGCUUCUUCACGAGAGCAGGAACAGGACUACACAGGUGACCCUGUUUGUGUACUCGGACCUGCUGCUCUUCACCAAGGAGGAUGAGCCCGGGCGCUGCAACGUGCUGAGGAACCCCCUGUACCUGCACAGUGUCAAGCUCCAGGAGGGUUCAGAAGAUCGGAAGUUCUGCCUCCUUUACCUUGCAGAGAAGUCGGAGUGCUUAUUAAGUUUGGAGGCUUACUCCCAGGAGCAGAAGAAGAGGAUCUGCUGGUGUCUGGCUGAGAACAUCACCAAGCAGCAACAUCCGGCAUCGGCUCCUACGGAGAACAAGAUGCUGGAGACAGACACGGAGAAGCCGGGGCAGAUGCACUCGGAGGACGGGAAGGCAACAGUGGGUGAUGCUCCUCCGGCUGCUGAGGCACCGGCUCUGGCCAAGCCCUGGGAUGUCCUGGGAGCCACCCAGGGUCCUCUCCUGGUGGAAAAGCAGCCAGUGGCCACUGCAAAGGGAGAGGAGCAGCCCAGCUCCCUGCCAGCCUUCGUCAUCCCCGAGCUGCGCCUCGACAGCACCUUCAGCCAGGGCGUGGCCGGCGUGGCAGGCGGCACCACGGACGGGGAGGACGAGGAGGAGGAGGAGGAAGAAGAUGAGGACGAGGAGGAUGAUGAUGAUGAGGAGGAGGACAGUGACGAGCAGUACCUGGAGAGGAGCGAGGUGAAGCGCAGCAGCAUGAUCGAGACGUCGGGCGGCCAGGCCGGGUACACGCUGAGCGUGCAGGGCUCCCUGCGGCGCCGCACCCACAGCGAGGGCAGCCUGCUGCAGGAGGCCAAGGGGCACUGCUUCACCUCGGACACCACCCUCAACUGCUCCGACAGCCAGGGCUCCACCGCCCGCUGGGCUCUGCCCUCCCCCAGGACCCUCAAGAAAGAGCUCGUCAAGAACGGCGGCUCCAUCCACCAGCUCACGCUGCUGUUUUCGGGCCACAGGAAGCUGAGUGGAGCCGACCCCGAGUGCAGCUGUGAUGAAGGGGACGAGACCUCCCGCAAGAAACGGAGCAGGAGCCUAGCCAAGGACAUGAAGAACCGGCUGGGGAUUUUUCGGCGGAGGAACGAGUCCCCCGGAGCCAACCCCUCCGGCAAGCUGGACAAAGUGCUCAAAUCCCUCAAGCCCACUCCCGAGGAAGCACUCAAGUGGGGAGACUCCCUGGAGAAGCUGCUGCUGCACAAAUACGGGCUCGCUGCCUUCAGGGCCUUCCUGCGCACCGAGUUCAGCGAGGAGAACCUGGAGUUCUGGCUGGCCUGUGAGGAGUUCAAGAAGAUCAAAUCCCAGUCCAAGAUGGUCUCCAAGGCCAAGAAGAUCUUUGCCGAGUACAUCGCCAUCCAGUCCUGCAAGGAGGUCAACCUGGACUCCUACACCCGGGAGCACACCAAGGAGAACCUGCAGAACAUCACCCGCAGCUGCUUCGACCUGGCGCAGAAGAGGAUUUACGGGCUCAUGGAGAAGGACUCGUACCCCCGCUUCCUGCGCUCUGACUUGUACCUGGACAUAAUUAACCAGAAGAAAGCCAGCUCCCCGCUGUAGACCCAAGGACUGUCUCGGGGCAGGCUGGGAGCUGUGUGUUUACAUGGAAUUGGGCAGUGAAGGCCUUCCUGGGAGCCGGUGGGAGCGUGUUUUCCUGCUGCCGCUCGUGCCCCCAAGCCAUAAUUCCUGCAGCGACGGACGUGGGGCAGCUGAAGGCACCGAGCCUGGGGCCAGGGGGACCGACACACCAAGCAGUCUGGUACUGCUCCAUCGCGGGUACGACGCCUUCGGGGUGACACCAGUGUGGAUUUUGGCCGGGAGGGGAGCUCCCCCAAGGCUACUGGGAAGCAGCGCCCCGGCUGGGAGCGUUCCUGGAGGGCGGCGAGUGACCCCCAACUGCCGAGGAGGAGUUUUGAGCAGGGCUCCGGCAAGGGGACGACAGCACCGCCACGACCACCCCAUCCCCUGGAUCAAAGCCUGGUGACCUGGCCAGCCCCAGGAUGCUGCUGUGCUUCCCCCGUGCCACGGUGCCCCCCGGCUGC